This is a messenger RNA of Penicillium paradoxum, 1479 nucleotides long. It is a transcript of the gene cox15, whose product is annotated as cytochrome c oxidase assembly protein cox15. Gene Ontology annotation, cellular component: mitochondrial inner membrane. The record is from RefSeq and is a predicted model, not a curated record. NCBI's taxonomy places the organism in Eukaryota, Fungi, Ascomycota, Eurotiomycetes, Eurotiales, Aspergillaceae. The transcript has 3 exons. Gene Ontology annotation, biological process: heme A biosynthetic process. Gene Ontology annotation, molecular function: oxidoreductase activity, acting on NAD(P)H, heme protein as acceptor. Bases 1 to 1479 code for a protein of 492 amino acids.
AUGGCUUCUCUAGGGAGCUCUGCGUCACUAUGGCGGAGCGUUGCGCCUCGCCUGGCCAAAGAUUUCUUCACAUCCCGUCAAUGUAUCCGAAAUCAGGGCUACGUAGCCAAGUCGAUCCGCCAAUUCAGCAUCCCGUCACGUCAGCCCAGCAAGAUCCAAUCGGCUCUUUUGAACGAUCCGAAACGCCAAUUCUUCACUUCUAGCAUCAAGCGAUCAAAUGCAGCACCAGCAGUUGCAGAGACGAUCGAAGAGGGUGCUGCGAAGGCCAAAUCGAGCUUCCCCAAAAUCAGCGACAAGGCCGUUGCCUACUGGCUUUUGGGCAGCGCAGCUAGUGUUUUCGGUAUCGUGGUCUUCGGUGGCUUAACACGUUUGACAGAAUCUGGAUUGAGUAUUACCGAAUGGCGACCUGUUACCGGCUCCCUCCCUCCUAUGAACGCCGCAGACUGGGAGGAUGAGUUCUCAAAGUACCGCGCAUCCCCCGAAUUCCAAUUACUUAACCCCAACAUGACCCUUUCUGAGUUCAAGUCGAUCUACUAUAUGGAAUGGAUUCACCGGCUCUGGGGCCGAUUUGUCGGAAUCUCUCUACUUCGUCGCAAAAAGAAGGUCACCACGCCCAUGGCAUUGCGUCUCUUCGGCAUUGCUGGUCUUAUUGGUUUCCAGGGAUUCCUGGGCUGGUGGAUGGUCAAGUCUGGCUUGAAGGAUGACCUCUUUGCCCCCGGCAGUCACCCUCGAGUGAGCCAGUACCGUUUGACCGCUCACUUGGCUGCUGCAUUCACUUGCUAUGUCGCGAUGUUGUGGAAUGGUCUUGCCAUCUUGCGGUCCCACCGGUUGAUGGCUGAUGCAGCCGCUGGAAUUAAGCAGCUGGAUGCGCUGCGUGACCCGAAGCUGGCCUUCUUCCGCCGCUCAGUCGCUGGUAUCGCUCUCUUGGUCUUCACGACUGUCGUUUCCGGUGGUCUUGUCGCUGGUCUUGAUGCUGGAUUGAUCUACAACGAGUUCCCCUUCAUGGGCAAAGGACUGGCACCUCCCAGUGAGGAGCUGUUUGACGCCCGUUACUCCCGCCACGAGGACCGCUCUGAUCUUUGGUGGCGCAACAUGCUUGAGAACCCUUCUCUUGUCCAACUUGAUCACCGUAUCCUUGCCAUGUCCACCUUCACCGCCAUCUGCGCUUUGAUGGUUUACACUCGCCGCUCGCCCACCAUGAAGCGCUACCUACCGGCCCCUGCCAGAAAGGGUGUCCACGGUGUGUUUGCGUUUGCCUGUUGCCAGGUCGGCCUUGGUAUCAGUACUCUCCUCUACCUUGUCCCCACUCCCCUUGCCUCCGCCCACCAGGCUGGUAGCUUGUUCCUCCUUACUUGGGUCAUGAUCUUGGGUAGCCGAGUCUGGAACCCAUCGCGCACAGCUAAGCUGUUGCAGAUGGCCGUGAAAGCCCGCUCCCAACAGCUUUCUAGCUCUGCUGCCUCUGCUGUGAAGAGAGUCUAA